AAGGUCGUUAAAGCAGAGACAAACGUUUCGGUGUUGUAUUCGUUGAUUCGUUCUUCUUUCGUAAGGGAAAAUAUUAAUUAUUCACGCGGCCAGCGGGCCGAGGUAAAAUUUAUACCGGAGAAAAGGUUAGACUUCCGGUUCGCGGCUGUAUAACGAUGCGUGUUUCGUCGUGCGAUCGCAAAGAUAAUAAAAUAUAACUCGUUCGCGACAGAUCGCGAAUUCUCGAUGCUGCUGCUCCGUUAUUCACUCUACUUCCAAGUUCCGAGCAGCUCCUCUUAAAUUAAUUAUAUACACGCGGUGAAACUGCGCUGGUAAAAGUCUCCCGCGCGGUGGUUGGUGCUGCUGGUGCCGGCGGCAGCAGCGCCCGAGACAAAAGAAGGAACAGAAAGAAUGGCGCAUACCGGAAAUAAUAAGGAGAAGGUGGAGUUGAAACGAGAACUCGGCCUUUUCAGCGCUGUCAGCAUUAUUCUUGCCGUUAUGAUAGGGUCUGGAAUAUUCGUAUCACCGACGAGCGCGCUAAAUCGUACAGGUUCGAUCGGUUUGUGCUUGAUGGUGUGGAGUAUAUGUGGAAUAUUAUCAUUGUGCGGAGCCCUGGCGUUUGCGGAGUUGAGUACGGUGGUGCCGCGUUCAGGAGCGGAAUACGCAUAUUUUGUGGAAGCGUUUGGUCCGUUGCACAAAUGGGGUGGUCAGGUGCCAGCUUUCGUGUGCUCGUGGGUAUACGUAAUGGUACUGCGUCCGGCGGAGGUGGCGGUGGUAAUUCUGACAUUCGCCGAGUACAGUAUCCAGCCGUUUAGCUCUUUAAUCGAAAAUUUGCCACCGGAAUCGAUGUAUUCGUUGAAAAAGUUGAUUGGACUUUUGGCGCUGGGUCUGAUUACGUACAUAAACUUGACGAGCGUCAAGCUGUACGUAAAAGUGCAGAAUAUCUUCGUCGUGUGUAAGGUCGGAGCUUGCGCAUUGGUGAUCGGAGGCGGAAUUUAUUGGCUGGCAUCUGGAAAAACAGAAUUGUUACAAAGGCCAUUUGAAAAUACAACGAAAUCAGUUGGUAACAUUGCGCUCGCAUUUUACAGCGGUCUUUGGGCUUACGACGGUUGGACAUCGGCAACGGUCGUUACUGAGGAAGUUAAAAAACCGGAAGUCAAUAUUUUACGGAGUAUAAUGAUCGCUGUGCCCGCUAUAACGAUUUUGUACGUCGGUAUGAAUUUGAUGUACAUGGCCGUUCUGCCCGUACCCGAAAUGAUCGAGUCCAAAGCGGUUGCUGUUCUCUGGGCGAGCAAGGCCCUUCCGGUUUGGCUCGGCGCUGCGAUACCUCUCGGCGUUGCCAUAUCCACAUUCGGCUGCGCCCUUAGCAUACAAUUCGGUGUCUCAAGAUUGUGCUACGUCGCCGGACGGGAAGGCCACGUACCUCGGGUUCUCAGCUUCGUUCACGUCACCAAAAUGACACCAGCCGCCGCUGUACUCUUUCAAUCUUUCCUCUCACUUGCCUGCAUCCUCGUUGGCAAUAUCAAUGCUCUCAUCGAAUUUGCCAGUUUUCUCACUUGGGUCUUUUACGGACUCGCCAUGCUCGCUCUCGUUGUUAUGAGACGAACCAAACCCGAUGCCUCACGCCCGUACUCCGUUCCUAUCCUCAUACCUUGGAUGGUCCUUCUUAUUGCCAUCUUCUUGGCCGUUGUACCAAUUGCCUCUGAACCUUCCCCCAAAUAUCUCUUUGCCCUUGUAUUUAUCGCCUGCGGUAUUCUCGUAUACCAUACCUUCGUUUUCACCAAAACUAACACCGAUUUAUCCAAUAAAUUGACACACAUGGUCCAAGUUCUGUGCCUCGUUGUAGCGCCGGAAAAAAACGAGGAUUAAGAAUUUUAUUCGGCUAAAAGUGAAAGAUCGUCGUGUCGUGAUCAAACAUAAGAAAGAGAAACAAGGGUUCCUCCAAUGACAUAUAGAAACGAGGACUCGAUGCUGUAGUUGCUGUCAUUGCAGGAUUUUUCAAGCGGGAAAUUAUCGAUAUGGAAUAGAACCACAACCAACAAAAUAAUGAUAAACGUUGAUUUUUUAAUAUUCUGUACGGCCACGUCUCUGUCACCAAUGUUUAAGCAUAAAUAACCCGUCGACAUAAUAAUACUGUUAGUCUUGAUCGGCUAAAACCGUUGUAAUGAAAAAAAAAAAAAGAUAAUUUUAUUUGUAACAAAUAUACUAUGUAGAUCGUCUUGAAGACGAAAAUUCUGAGAUUCUUCUUGAAAUAUGAUACAAUUGGUCGUGUUA
Venturia canescens is the source of this 2253-nucleotide messenger RNA. RefSeq names its product b(0,+)-type amino acid transporter 1-like. Gene Ontology annotation, molecular function: L-amino acid transmembrane transporter activity. The transcript is spliced from 3 exons. The coding region runs from base 391 to 1848 and encodes 485 amino acids. Gene Ontology annotation, cellular component: membrane. The record is from RefSeq and is a predicted model, not a curated record. Gene Ontology annotation, biological process: amino acid transmembrane transport. Lineage: Eukaryota; Metazoa; Arthropoda; Insecta; Hymenoptera; Ichneumonidae.